UUUUGCCAUUUAUUAAUGUGUCAUUCAAUGUGUUUCUAUGGGCUGUAGUAGUAAAGUCCAAAUUCAAUAUUUUCUCAAAUAAUUGUUUAAUAUAAUUUUGGGAUAUCUAAAGGGGUACUAAAAUUCAAAAUCAAUUAGCUGAAUGAUCGAUGGUAUUUUCCAAAUGCUAACACACUAAAAUGACAUGCACAGCACAAUUAUUUAAACUGACACACAGAGAGCAAAACCUCUUCUCAAGUCUCCAAAAGUCUAAACACAUUUUCUGCUUUACACACAUUUUGCAAUUCAAAAUGGCACUUUUUAAAUGCACUGCACACGGUUCUCUGCAUAAGACACAACAAUCUGACAUAAAGUCACAUGUUUGCCAUUUCAAAAUACUGCCAUUCAAAAUGACACGACAUGAGCUAAUUGGCCAAUGCAUGUGCCACCUGGCCAAACACCUCAAUGGUUAAAUGUUACCACUUCAAUCAGGAAGUAAGCACUAUGAAAAGACCACAGGUGAGCACCUUUUGUUUUACAACAACAAUGGAAGCCGUUGCAGAGAGAAGAAGGGUGAGAAUGAGAGGGGGAGGAAGAGUGAGAGGUAGGGGUAGAGCUGGUAGACAAGAUUAUGGCCAAAGAAGAAAACUUUCAGAUGAAAUCAGAGCAACCUUAGUUGAUCAUGUCAUCAACCAUGGGCUGACAAUGCGAGAGGCUGGACAGAGUGUGCAGCCUAACUUGAGCCGUUUUACUGUCGCCUGUGUCAUCCGGACAUUUAGACUGGAGUACAGGUAUGUAACCAACAUUUCUUUCACACUAUGUAGUACACCCGAUGUCAUAGUGUAUCAGUUGGGUGACACCUGUUUACUUCAUGAAUGGCUGAUGUCAUACACUAACUGCACAAAUUUCCUGUAGAAUUUACUCUAUUGUGGGGGAAAUAUCUUUAGGCUGCAUUGUCCAAGCCCUAUAUUUUAGUUUUUUUGUUUUUCUAAAGGACUGAGAGACGCAACCAUGGUGGAGGAAGGGGCCAAAUGUUCACCGGGGUACAGGAAGCUGCCAUUGUACACUUGGUUUUGGAAAAUAAUGAAAUCAGAUUACGAGAAAUUCAAAGCUACAUCAUCCAAGACAACACCAUAUUCAACAACAUUCAACGAGUCAGUCUGUCCACAUUGGCCCGCAUUCUCAAGCGAAACCAAAUCAGAAUGAAACAACUUUAUAAGGUGCCGUUUGAGAGAAACUCUCAAAGAAACAAAGAGGUCAGACGAGCAUAUGUGGAUGGAGCACUGGAAAUGGAUGCUCAUGCAAUCCCACAUGAGUUCAUCUUUAUAGAUGAGGCUGGGUUCAACCUAGCAAAGACCAGAAGGGGGAGAAACGUCAUUGGCCACAGAGCCAUUAUAGAUGUUCCUGGCCAACAUGGUGGGAACAUCACAAUGUGCGCUGCCAUCUCCAAUACGCAUGGUGUCCUCCACCGUCAUGCCAACCUUGGACCAUACAACACAGCCCAUAUUCUCACAUUUCUUGACAGACUCCACAACAUUCUCAUACCACCAGAGCGUAUGAAUGAUGCAGACCAUCAAAGAACCCAGCACGUUGUAGUAUGGGACAACGUGAGCUUUCAUCGUGCAGCCCCAGUCCAAAACUGGUUUGCUGACCACCCACCAUUUCUCGUGCAAUACCUCCCACCAUACUCACCAUUUCUGAACCCCAUAGAAGAGUUAUUUUCGGCAUGGCGGUGGAAGGUAUACGACCGGCAGCCCUCUGUGCGCAUGCCUCUUGUGCAGGCUAUGGAAGAGGCAUGUGAUGAGAUUGAUGUGGGUGCGAUUCAGGGAUGGAUAAGGCACUCAAGGCGCUUCUUCCCUCGAUGUCUGGCAAGGGAAGAUAUUGCCUGUGAUGUGGACGAGGCGUUGUGGCCAGACCCAGCUGUGUGGCAAGAUGCUGCCUAAUUAUUUUUCUUGCCUCAUCUUUUUUCAAUAUAUUUUUUCUGCACAUUUUUUCUGCAAUUUUCUUUUUCAUAUUUUUGUUCAGUCCAAUGUAAAUACAUCUGUUGUGCAUAUGUUGCACUGACU
This is a messenger RNA of Salmo salar (Atlantic salmon), 2045 nucleotides long. The record is from RefSeq and is a predicted model, not a curated record. Lineage: Eukaryota; Metazoa; Chordata; Actinopteri; Salmoniformes; Salmonidae.